Aspergillus pseudotamarii is the source of this 1880-nucleotide messenger RNA. Its product is annotated as TBC domain-containing protein. Gene Ontology annotation, cellular component: mitotic spindle pole body. Gene Ontology annotation, molecular function: GTPase activator activity. Bases 123 to 1457 code for a protein of 444 amino acids. Gene Ontology annotation, biological process: negative regulation of septation initiation signaling; activation of GTPase activity. The transcript is spliced from 2 exons. The record is from RefSeq and is a predicted model, not a curated record. NCBI's taxonomy places the organism in Eukaryota, Fungi, Ascomycota, Eurotiomycetes, Eurotiales, Aspergillaceae.
UUUUUUUUUUUUUUUUUUACUAUUCAUGGACCCUCCCCCUGGUCUCGUUUUGACUUGGUAGUUCCGUCUUCGUCAAUCCAGGACCAAGCAGCAAUAAAGAUGCUUAAUACCUGCGACAAGCUAUGAAUUUCGCCGACCCGACAAAACGACAAGACCGACAGCAACCCGACAUGGCCUCCCAACCCACUCAGGCCCAACUCAACCUGGCCGCUUUGGCAGGUUCACCAUCGCCGCGAACGAUGCGAAGCCUGCGCAAGAUCCAGUCCCAUCAACUUCUUUCAUCCUCUCAGCUCUCUCAACCCUCAAGCGCCCGUAGUUCCGCUGGACCUGAGGAGCUUUCUCAGCCAACUCAGCUGGAUUCGCCGUUACGCCUGCGCACGCAUCGUCGAGCUCGAUCGAAUAGCGAUGCCUCAACCCGCGAGCCUCCUGCCAUCGGAACCCAGCGACGAUCAGGAAGGAAAACUGGCUCGGGUUUUGGCAUCAAGAGAUCAGUCUUGGAGACAUUGUUACGAGAUGGACCACAGCAGGGAAAUGUCCGCGAGGGUCUACAAGAACUGAGAUACUUGAUUUUGUCCACGAGGGUAGAAGCGGAUGCUGACGGCAUGUCGUCGUAUCGAGUGUACCUAUGGCUGGCACUUCUGGAUAUACCCCCUGUCCCAACGGAUGAAUAUCUCUCUCUCAUCCACCGCGGCCGCUCACCAGCUUAUACAAAAAUCCGCAACGACACCUUCCGCACGCUAGCCACUGACCCUUUAUUCAAACGCCGUGUCACAGAAGCAAGCCUAAUCCGACUCCUCAACGCAGUAGCCUGGAAAAUUCAUGACGCAAAGAACAAAAACAAGGCCAGAAAACCUCGUUCGUCAACCUCCCGCCGACGGGAGAUGGAGCUUCUCAUCAAUACCCCCCCUAGCAUCGCAGAGGAAGAAUCAAGCCCGGAAGUGACAACAUCGAGCAACAGCCGCAGUAGCACCAUCACCAGCGACUCGGCGAUCUACGUACAAGGCAUGAACGUGCUCUGCGCCCCGUUCCUCUACGCCGCGCGCAGUGAGGUGGAGGCCUUCGCCUUGUUCCACUCGUUCAUCACCCGCGAAUGUCCGGGUUAUAUCCGCGGCGCGAUGGACGGGGUCCAUCGCGGUCUCCGUCUAGUGGACCGUUGUCUAGAGAUCGUCGAACCCAAGCUCGCCUCCUACCUCUUCUCAAAGGGUAUGCAGGCAGAACUCUACGCUUUCCCAUCCGUGUUAACCAUGUGCGCCUGUACACCACCUUUGCCUGAGGUCCUCCAUCUCUGGGACUUCCUAUUCGCAUACGGCCCACAUCUGAACAUCCUUUGUAUUGUUGCCCAACUUAUCCGAAUGAGAGAUACUAUCCUCGAAAGCCCAAGGUACGUCACGUCUCUUCCAACCAUAGCAACCAAAAGAAGCCAAAACAGAAAAACAAUAAAAAUAAAAAAUAAAUAAAAAUAGAAAAACCAAAACAAGAAACAAGAAACAAGAAAGCUGCACCCAAAAGUCCAGACCCAUCACACAUAUUGCCACCCAAAUCUAGCCCAUCUGACAUAUCACUCCAGUCCGAACAAGAUCCUCCGAUCCUUCCCACCUCUCGACGCCAAAGAAAUCAUCGCCUUAACUGUCCUGAUCGUCCGGAAGAUCCCCGAACCACUCUAUGCCGAACUGAUCGACCAUGCCAAAUAGAUUGAUUUCUUCUACCUAGGUGUGGCAUCAGCGAAGACCUUUCUUACGUGUAUUAUUUAUGAAUUUCCUAUUCGGUUUCGCCCUUUUUGGUCCAGAAGAGAAAGAAACAUUAAUAACCUGUUUCCGGGGCCGCGGCGAUGGUGUUUUUUUUUUCAUUUUUCUUUUUUUUCUUGUUUCUCUUUUCUUUUC